Messenger RNA from Phanerochaete carnosa HHB-10118-sp, 2035 nucleotides. RefSeq lists its product as uncharacterized. The record is from RefSeq and is a predicted model, not a curated record. The transcript is spliced from 6 exons. Bases 52 to 1626 code for a protein of 524 amino acids. NCBI's taxonomy places the organism in Eukaryota, Fungi, Basidiomycota, Agaricomycetes, Polyporales, Phanerochaetaceae.
CAACUUCCACUGGCAAUCUCCUCAUUACCUUCUGUCGACGAUUUGAGAGCGAUGUCGACGCUAUCUGAACACGUCGAUCGUCUCGCCCACCUUGCAAAUGCCAUACGAGCCAACGCAACCGCCGCGGGAAGACAAGAAGGCGGUCGUGUCGCGUCGGGCUCAUCAGCAGGCCCUUUCACACGUGCAGUCUUGCAGACCCAUCUUGGCGACCUUAUUCGCGACAUUGACCCUUCCGAGCUCGGACUCUUCACCCUGGUGCAACCUUCGCAACCUGGUGCGACUUACGUCGCGCAGGAAGACGCGCCUCCAGGUCCCAAAGCUGAGAUAACGCGCGUGGCUUUGCCAAUCGCGACCCCACUGCGAAGACCACCAGCGAACUACAAGAGAGAGGAAGGGCAGAAGCCCGGAGAGCAUGAACCAGAGGUGUAUGCGCAUGCAGCGCUGAAGUUUCUCGACAGAUACCAGUCCAUUCGACCCAUGCCACGAUACCAAGAGCAAGCAGAACAUAUACUUGAGCAGCUACAAAUGUUCCGAGAGAAAAUUCGCAGUUUGAACGAAAAGAUCAAGCAAAGCAGCGUGUCAGAACCUAAUCAGCCUCAAGUGUCACCUAAGAGUCUCGGGAAGCAAGAAGAACGACGGAUAGCGCAGGCGCAAGCGCGAAUAGUCGAGCUGAAGAAACAGAAAGAAGUCUUGCUUCGAAAGUCCAAACUCGGCCCUUCAAAGGGACCCAAGAGCUCCUCAAGAGUACCUGUUGAGCCACGGGCACCACUACCUGAUGAACAAGAGCAAGACUUUUGGAACACACCCGGCGCAGCCGCGCGUACGUUGCACUUCACAGGCGAACUGCUCACCGACGAGCACAUCGACGUCGGCGACAUGCCCGAGUCGCUCGGGAGCCCGACGCGUGCGUCCGCACCACGCUCGCGUGGAACUAGCUCGCGAGCGCUACAGUUUACUUCGCGCUCGCACUCGGCAUCCAUCGAGCCUGAGCAGCCGCCAGAGCAGGAUGUGGAAGAACCUGAUGAACCGCCAGAACUAUCGCAGCUAGAACCAGAGGCCGACGAGGAUGUGACUGUGAUGUUGCAGAGGCCGCCGUCUGUGGAGUCGAGUCGCAGGAUGGUGCGCUCGCCACCGCAGCCUGAGCCACUGCGACGUGUGCAGGCUGCGGCCGACGUGAUACCAAAGCGAGAGAAGACGAAAGUAUCUGCCGAGUUGGAGGUGAUUGUUGCGAAGAUCUGGGCAACGGUUGGCGAGACAAUUAUGCCAGGGCGGCAGUACGAUCUCACGCGGCCUCCAAAAGCGCAGGAGACGAUUGCCCACCUCCAAUCACUCGCGACACAAACGCCCUCGCUUGACUCACCCUCCACAUCGAGUCUAUCUUCGCUCGCAACCGGUACACAACCAGCUGCGCUGACAAGCCAGCAUAUUCUUACGGCGUGCAUGCUCCUCGCGCUGCUUAACAGCCCGCCAAACUACGCGAUGUCGCUCGGUGCGCUCAAGGACACGCUUGCCAAAGCAGAGGGCGCCGCCGCGGGCGUCACGCGACCGAUAUAUGGGUGUGUGGCGAAGAGGCUGUUGAAGAUCGAGAGAGGCGGAGGCGAGCAGGUCGUCAAAUUUGAUGUAUGAGAUGAGGUAUUCUCUCUCGCACCGGCGAGAUGGCAGAUUGUGACCAUGCACAUGCAGACACAACCACCGUGAAGAGGUCCGCCUCGACUCACGCACCACUCGAUGAUAUUCAAGUAGUUGUAGGAAACAGAGGUGAUGAUGUAGUUCACCCAUACCAGCAUCGUCGCGUCCUCAUUGCCAAAAUCUACAUCCUCGAAGAGCGAGGAGGUCGCUAGAAGGUGACUGCCUGCAGUGUGCGUUCAGCACCGCUGAACCGGCCCAGGCAGCUUAGGAACCAGAUCGUUCGAAUUUGUCUCACCAGGGAAGCUCAACUACGCCGCGCAGGGGCAGUACUACAUCGACCGCAACCGAGACGCCAAAACAAAAGAACAUAUGGCCGCUGAACAACAAGGAUCCGGUGGGUGCGGCG